Messenger RNA from Lodderomyces oxycetoniae, 2628 nucleotides. RefSeq names its product karyopherin beta. Lineage: Eukaryota; Fungi; Ascomycota; Pichiomycetes; Serinales; Debaryomycetaceae. Bases 1 to 2628 code for a protein of 875 amino acids. The transcript has a single exon. Gene Ontology annotation, cellular component: nucleus; cytoplasm. Gene Ontology annotation, biological process: protein import into nucleus. Gene Ontology annotation, molecular function: nuclear import signal receptor activity; small GTPase binding. The record is from RefSeq and is a predicted model, not a curated record.
AUGGACAUUCUUCAGCUUUUGGAAAAUGCGAUCUUAAGUCCUGAUCCAACGCAGAGAACUCAAGCAGAAGUUGAGUUAAAUGAAGCAGCAAAUAACCACUUUCCUGAAUAUAUUUCCCUCUUGAUUGAGGCGCUAAACAACGAGGAUGCUAAAACCGAGGUGCGAAUGUUAGCUGGUAUAGGACUAAAGAACCAAUUAAUUUCCAAAGAUCGUAGAACAAAAUUGGCACAACAGGACCGUUGGCUCAAAUUGAAUCUGGAGUUGAAGACAAAGAUCAAGGAGCAGGCAGUUCAAGGGUUGAAAACACCGAAUCUGAAAGUGGCAAAUACAGCCGCGCAACUAGUUGCUGCAAUUGCCGAUAUCGAAUUGCCCAGAGGAGAGUGGUCUGAGUUGAUUCCUUUAAUUAUUCAAAAUACAAAGAUGGAGAACCCCGAACAUGUUAAGCGAGCAUCCCAGUUGGCUAUCGGGUACAUUUGCGAAAGCGUGGAUCCUAUGAAUGCCAACAUUUUGUCUCAAGCUUCCGGUAUAUUGAUUGCUAUUAUCCAAGGUGUCCAGAGCAAUGAGCCUUCAUAUUUGGUUAGAGUCACAGCAUUGAAUGCGUUGGUGAGCUCCUUGGAGUUUAUAAAGUACAAUUUUGAAACAGAAGGUGAAAGAAACUAUAUUAUGCAGGUUGUUUGUGAAGCUACUCAAGCAGACGAUUCGGAAUUGCAAGCCAGUGCUUUUGGCUGUCUUGCGAGAAUCAUGUCUUUAUACUAUCGCUUCAUGGCUCUUUAUAUGGAAAAGGCAUUAUAUGGAUUAACCGUUUCAGGUAUGCAAAGUUCUGACGAAAAAGUCGCUUGUAUGGCUGUUGAAUUUUGGUCCACAGUUUGUGAAGAAGAAUUGGAGAUUGCUUUACAAAGACAUGAUUUAGGUUUGGACCCAUUACAGGCAGCGCAGUCAUCAGAACUAGUAUCCUACAAUUUUGCGUUGAUUGCAUCUAGCGAAGUAUUGCCUACAUUGUUGACUUUGUUGACCAGGCAAAAUGAAGACCCCGAGGAUGAUGAUUGGUCGGUUGCAAUGGCUGCAGGCGCUUGUUUACAAUUGUACGCACAGGAUAUUGGUAAUUAUGUAGUUGAGCCAACCAUUCAGUUUGUGGGUGCAAACUUGACAAACAAGGAGAAUUGGAGGGCAAGAGAAGCAGCUGUAAUGGCCUUUGGAUCAAUCUUAGAUGGUCCUGACCUGGAGCAAUUGAAGUCGAUUAUCAACCAAGCUUUACUGCCAAUACUUGAGUUAAUAGAAGAUAAGAAUUUACAAGUUAAAGAGACGGUGGCAUGGUGCCUUGGCAGAAUUGCAGAUAUGGUUGUUGAUGCGAUAGACACUCAGACCCAAUUGCCACAAUUAUUGCAGGCACUAGUCAAUGGUCUACAGGAUCAUCCAAAAGUUUCAACAAAUUGCUGUUGGACCUUGAUCAACUUGGUUGAGCAGUUGUACUCUGAUACCGGUGCUGAAACAAGCGUUAUGUCUCCUUACUACACAACUAUUGUGCCCGUUUUGAUGCAAGCGUCGGGUAGGGCUGACAAUGAACAUAGUGCAAGAGCAUCUGCUUAUGAGGCGCUAUCGACUCUUGUUACAUAUAGUGCACAGGAUACAAUGGGGGUGGUGGAAAACAUUGCAUCCGAAAUUUUAGCAAGAUUGGAAUCAACCAUUGAAUUGCAAUCUCAAGUAUCUACAACGGAAGACAAAGGUAACUUGGAAGAGUUACAAGUAAACAUUUUGUCGUUGUUGACCAAUGUGAUUCGUAAAUUGGGUCCUAGCGUCAUUAAUGCGGCUGAUAAUUUAAUGGAAAGGUUUUUGAAAUUGUUGAAUGCACAAGAGGCAAAUUCCUUGAUUGAAGAAGAUAUAUUUCUUGCUGUGUCCGCUCUAUCCAGUGCUAUUGGGGACAACUUUAUUAAGUAUUUGCCUGCAUUUUUACCAUACUUGACAAAGGCAUUGGAAAAUGUCGAAUCUCCUACUUGUUUAACAGCAAUUGGUUUGGUUGGAGAUCUCGCCCAAAAUUUGGGAUUACAAGUAACUGAAUACUUGAAUGGUUUAAUGACAAUUUUGGGCAAUAUCUUGAAUAACCCCGAUGUCAAACGUGAACUCAGACCCGCAAUAGUGUCCGCUUUUGGAGACAUUGCUUCAGCAAUAGGUCCAAGUUUCGAACCUUACCUCGAAUUUGUUAUGAACAUUUGUACAGUUGCAGGCUCAAUGGAACCCGAGGACCAUUCUUUAGAGACUGCCGAUUUUGUACUUAGUGUUAAGGAAUCUGUUCUUGAUUGCUUUGUUGGUAUAACUGCUGGGUUUAGCGACCAGCCAGAAAAGUUGUAUCCUGUUGUUGGUCCCAUAUUACAAUAUUUACAAAAAAUAUCACAAGAUACAAGCAUGACUGCAAUCGAGUCGGUAGCGAGAUCUACUACGGGGUUGUUGGGUGAUAUUGCAGCAAUGUACCCACAGGGCCAAUUCAAAGCAUACUUUGUUGAAGACUGGGUCACUGAGUAUAUCAAGAAGACGAGAUCAAACACAUCUUUUGAUGAGAGAACCAAGGAUGCUGCCAGGUGGGCUAGAGAACAACAGAAAAGGCAGCAGCAAAUUCCAGCCGUCAUGGGAUAA